Molecule: messenger RNA, 3245 nt
Organism: Choloepus didactylus (southern two-toed sloth)
Lineage: Eukaryota; Metazoa; Chordata; Mammalia; Pilosa; Megalonychidae
Gene: GPM6A
Product: glycoprotein M6A
Exons: 7
Coding region: 465-1301 (278 amino acids)
Biological process (GO): neuron projection development
Cellular component (GO): axonal growth cone; neuronal cell body; plasma membrane
Source: RefSeq, a predicted model, not a curated record
UCUGCUUCUCGUUAGGAGGACACCCCUCCAUCUGUUCACAGCUCAGCCUGUUUCCAAUUUAAAGCCCAGAUUUCAACACAAAUCUCAAUUCCUUUUCCCUGUCUUAAAUGCAAAGCAAGGAUUGUGAAUCACAGUGUCUCUGCUACUGGGAUUCGAACCAAACUUCCCCCCAAAAUUCUCAGGCUAUUUGUUUGAAUACCUGCUUACAGUGGUACACAAUGGGCAGCUUUGAGAAGAAAAACUGAUAAUCUUCACGGAAGAGUAAUUUGAAUGAAAUUACACUUGACAGCCUGUCUCCAAGCAAACAAGAGGAAGGAGGGAGCCUUAGCUAAGCUCUGAGGACUUGCCUAAGCCACUGCUGUUGGAGCUUCCCAGGGAAAAAAAAAAAAUCACCAGUUUUUCCAACAUCUAAUUGAGCUUUUUGAUUAAUUCCGUGUACCAGAUUCUACUGUAGAAGGGUAGCCAUGGAAGAGAAUAUGGAAGAGGGACAGACACAAAAAGGGUGUUUUGAGUGCUGUAUUAAAUGCCUGGGAGGCAUUCCCUAUGCUUCUCUGAUUGCCACCAUCCUGCUCUAUGCUGGAGUGGCCCUGUUCUGUGGCUGUGGUCAUGAAGCACUUUCAGGAACAGUCAACAUUCUGCAAACCUACUUUGAGAUGGCAAGAACUGCUGGAGAUACACUGGAUGUCUUUACCAUGAUCGACAUCUUUAAGUAUGUGAUCUAUGGUAUCGCAGCUGCAUUCUUUGUGUAUGGCAUUUUGCUGAUGGUGGAAGGUUUCUUCACAACUGGCGCCAUCAAAGAUCUCUAUGGGGAUUUCAAAAUCACUACUUGCGGCAGAUGUGUGAGCGCCUGGUUCAUUAUGCUGACAUACCUCUUCAUGUUGGCCUGGCUGGGCGUCACAGCUUUCACCUCACUGCCAGUUUACAUGUACUUCAAUCUGUGGACCAUCUGCCGAAACACCACGUUAGUGGAGGGAGCAAAUCUCUGCCUGGACCUUCGUCAGUUUGGAAUUGUGACAAUUGGAGAGGAAAAGAAAAUUUGCACCAUCUCUGAGAAUUUCCUGAGGAUGUGUGAAUCCACUGAGCUGAACAUGACCUUCCACUUAUUUAUUGUGGCACUUGCUGGAGCUGGGGCGGCAGUUAUUGCAAUGGUUCACUACCUAAUGGUUCUGUCUGCCAACUGGGCCUACGUGAAAGAUGCCUGCCGGAUGCAGAAGUAUGAGGAUAUCAAGUCGAAGGAAGAGCAGGAGCUUCACGACAUCCACUCCACCCGCUCCAAAGAGCGGCUCAACGCGUACACAUAAAUAAAACUGUCCUGUCCUUUCUACCAUUUGAAUGCUUUGGUGUUGAACUAAAGGCCGUCCAACCAUCCAACCACCAAAAAACAAAUUGAAAGUGCUUCUCAUCAGUGAUACUUAGGGUGACUUAUGAGUCACCUGAUACGAUUCUUUGUUGUUUAGCACUUAGUUUCUUAAUUCGUUAAAUUGGUGUAAUUCAGAUCUCUUCUACAAGCUCCUAUCCAGCCUUUGUUUUGAAAUUUCUCAAACUCAUUUAACAGUUCUGUGAGAUCAAAUAUACUAACAUUGUCAAAUGCAAAGAUUUGUUUGAUUUUUAACCACUUCCUGUGUGUUAUGCAUAACAACUUUGGCAUUAUUUCUUAUGUUUUUGAAAAGAAAAUAGCUUUUUAUACUUUUUAAUUUUGAUUUCGGUAACUAGUUUAACUACAGGUAACCUUCAAAGGGACCAUUGUACAUUAAGAACAAUAGACAGAGGUGACAUCAUGAUGACUCUUCUUGAGAUACAGAAAUUUUAUCUCAAGAUUAGUGGCCACAUUACUACAGGCCCUGGUUAAUGUUUUCAUCAAUCUAAGGUGCAAUUUCUAAAUUUGUAAGAGUAGGUAAAAAAAAAAAAAGUGCUUCUUAUCUUUGUUAACAUUGUAUUUUUCUUGAUGUACUCAAAAGGUAUUUCUCUCUGAUUACUCAUGUUUGUUGUGAGCAUGUAGAACCAAUGACGCUAAUGCAUGGCUAGUUGCCUUUUUAAGAUUGUGACACCAGGCUUACCUUUUAAACUUUACAGACAUUUUAAUGAAAAUAAAUACUUGUGGAUUGCUGGAGAAUGAUCUCUUGGUGAUUUAAGCAGUGGCUGGAUUGGAACUUUUAAUAUGUUAAUGUGGAAAAUUAAUUGCCUUUAUGAAGGUGAUAUUAAAAAUAAGCACACUAAUCCCUCAGAAGUUGUUUUACCUGCUUUAAGGGUUUUAAUGGGUUGCACCUCUGUAAACUAUCCCUGAAAUGUGUAUGAUAUAUUUGAAAAGGCUUCCAUUAAUCACUUUGCUUGCAGCCUUCCAAUCUAUUUUGGCUUACCUGUAGUGUUUUUUAAAAUGUGGUCAGAGGCCACUAUAGAAUGUAUUGUUUGGAAGUAUAGUGCUAUAUUUGUGUUUUUAUUUCAAGUAAGUCAUUUUAACCAAAUGUUCAUUCAUAUUCAUUUAUAAGAAGUACCUGUAUCAAAAGAAUUAAAAAAAACAAUCAGUAUUAUCGGACCAAAUUUGGUGUUUGUUUUUAACCUUGACUCUCUUCUUUUGAUUAUUUCUAAUGCUACAAGAAUGCUGUAAAGUGUCUUUUCAAAUGAUGUAGCCUGACAGGACAUUUUUAUCAGUGUAUAAAAACUAGGUAGUAUUGUGCACUGAUUUGACAUUGUGAAAUCCUUUCUCAGUUUAAGUGCAUUUCUAAUAAAAUUUAUUUGGGUGAAACAAUCAUUGUACAAUGACUAGUCAUGCAUCAAGGUAAUUUUACAAGUUCUUGUAGUUUGUAGGGGGUAUUACUAGAAUUUCCUGUGGCAUGAUUAUGCAUUCUGUAGUAUUAUUUAAAUUAAUUUGGGAUUGGUUUUGCUUUUUUUACACUUAGGUUAUCUUACUGGUUUAACAUUUUUCUGAUAUAUGCAGUAUUACAGAUAUUCAGCAAAAGUAUUAAUGGGCUUCUUUUAAUUCUAUAUUAUAGUGUUUUAGUUCUGUGUCUUAACAGUUUGUGAUGAUUUUUAAAACUGUCUUUUAAACUUAUGUAAUGAUGUUGAUGCUUUUGGCUUUUUUUCUGGUAUUAGAGUUUGUAUUUUCACAGAGUGCUUUGUAGCAGGCAUUACAAUUAAUCUGUUUUGUACAUAAAUGUGCCAACAGCUUGAUGGUGGCGUUUUUGAGAUGUAGAACAAAGUGCUUGCAAAAUGUAAUAAACACACUUGUGUACUUUGUGUACUUAUUA